This is a messenger RNA of Penicillium alfredii, 1470 nucleotides long. RefSeq lists its product as uncharacterized. Gene Ontology annotation, cellular component: membrane. Gene Ontology annotation, molecular function: carbohydrate:proton symporter activity. The record is from RefSeq and is a predicted model, not a curated record. Gene Ontology annotation, biological process: carbohydrate transport; transmembrane transport. The coding region runs from base 1 to 1470 and encodes 489 amino acids. The transcript has 11 exons. Lineage: Eukaryota; Fungi; Ascomycota; Eurotiomycetes; Eurotiales; Aspergillaceae.
AUGGCCCUGUGGUACUCGUUGGGUAUCGCCUUUUUUGCCGCGAUCGGCACUUUUCUGUUUGGCUUCGAUACCGGCAUUGCGACAACCACGAUUGCCCACCAAAGCUGGAUCGACUAUAUGGAUAACCCUUCCAAGGGCCUUACGGGUGCAGUGGUUGCGGUUUAUAUUGCCGGCGAGGCCGUCGGCGCUUUCACUCAGACUUUUAUUGGCGACAAACUCGGGCGCAUUCGGUUCAUGCAGUUGAUGUGCGUGAUCGUGACCAUUGGCACGGUGAUCCAGACGGCGUCGGUCAAUAUUGGCAUGUUCCUCGCUGGCCGCGUGUUAGCCGGGUACGCAGUAGGUGGGAUGGUCGCAACGGUCCCCAUCUACCUCAGCGAGAUCUCCGACCCACGCUACCGCGGCCUGAUCGGCGGUAUCUCCGGCUGCGGCAUCUCCUUCGGGACCAUGAUGUCCAACUGGGUCGGCUAUGCCUGUAGUUAUGCCUCCUAUGGCCCCGUGCAGUGGCGCCUACCUCUGGGUAUCCAGAUCCCCUGGGGCAUGGUCCUCUUCGCGGGCUUGUCUACUUUCAUGCCGCACUCGCCGCGCCAGUUGAUCCGCAGCGGCAAGAUCGAGCAGGCGCGCAGCGAGUUUGCACGGAUUCGACGCGGAUUGCAGUCGUUUGAGAUGCAGGAGGAGUUUCUGCUGAUGCAGGCGCAGAUCGAGUAUGAGAUGGAACGGGAGAUUACUUCGUACCGGGAGAUCUUUCGGCUGUUUCGGCAUCGGGUGCUGGUGUCAAUUGCGGUGCAGACUAUGACUAGUCUGACGGGCGUCAAUGUCAUCCAGUAUUACCAGACCAUUUUGUACAAGUCCCUCGGCAUCGGCUCGCACACUAUUCUUGCUCUGGCUGCUGUCUACGGCACCGUCGCCUUCCUGUCAAACUGUGUCACCACCAAGUACAUGACAGACCAGUGGGGCCGUCGCAAGAUGCUGAUCACCGGACUGGGUGGCAUCGUAUUGAUCGAGAUCUACGCCGCCGUCAUGCAACGAGAAUUCCAGAACACAGACAACCGAGUCGGGAAGGGAUUUGCAAUUCUCGGCAUUUACCUCUUUGUCGUAUGCUACUAUGGCUUCCUCAACAGCACAACCUGGCUGUAUGGAGCUGAGGUUCUCCCCAUUGCUCUGCGCAGUAAGGUCAUGGGUCUGGCAGCAGCAUCUCACUUCAUUGUCAAUGUUGCCGUUACCGAAGCCGGGCCCAGUGCCUUUGCCAACAUCCACGAGAACUACUACUAUGUGUUCGUGGUGUGCUCCGUCUUCUUUCUGGGGGUGGCAUAUCUAUACUUCCCAGAAACCAAGCAAAAAACCCUCGAAGAAGUGGCUGCGGCCUUCGGAGAUCGGGUCGUCUUGCCUGAUGAUGGGCCUAAGCAGGCAGCCAGUGUAGUCGGCGAGGCAGACCAUGUGGAAUCGACCGAGGCUACGACCAAGGGGGUUUGA